Lolium perenne is the source of this 1014-nucleotide messenger RNA. RefSeq names its product GCN5-related N-acetyltransferase 9. The record is from RefSeq and is a predicted model, not a curated record. NCBI's taxonomy places the organism in Eukaryota, Viridiplantae, Streptophyta, Magnoliopsida, Poales, Poaceae. Gene Ontology annotation, molecular function: N-acetyltransferase activity.
GGACUCGUGGGUCGAAGGUCGAAAUCCUGUAAAUGGAGGCGCCCGAGGCGGCGGCGGCGGCGGCGGCCGCGGCCGUGGACGGAGACGACGGGAGGAGGCGGAAGGGAAGCUGGUACGCGGUGGGGGAGCGCGCGGUGCUGGUGCCGUACCUGCGGGAGCACGUGCCGCGGUACCACGAGUGGAUGCAGGACCCGGCGCUGCUGGAGGCCACCGCGUCGGAGCCCCUCUCCCUCGACCAGGAGUUCGAGGUCCACCGCUCCUGGACCCUCGACCCUCUCAAACAUACUUUCAUAGUCCUGGAUAAGGAGUUGAUCCAGGGGGAGUUCGUAGUCGGGAACCCGCACACUGAAGCUAUGGUUGGUGAUGUAAACAUCUAUAUGAAUGAUCCUGACGAUAUGCAGCUUGCAGAAAUAGAGAUUAUGAUAGCUGAACAAAAGAGCCGCAGAAAGGGACUUGGUCAAGAAGUAAUCUUAAUGAUGAUGACAUUUGUAGUAGAGAAAUACAGAAUUCACACUUUCAGAGCAAAAAUUAGUGACUCAAAUACUGCAUCACUAAAGCUCUUCAGAAAAUUGGGCUUCAAGGAUGCUUCAUACAGUGCAGUUUUCAAGGAGGUGACACUGGAGGCACCUGCAGUUGAACUUGAAUUGGCCUCUCCUCUGACCAUAGGAAGCUGGUGACAUCUUAUCAUGUGCACCACUAAGCUGUGUCAUGCAGACAUGCAUCAGUGGUUGGUCUUCAUCUACUGGAAGAAGCUAAUUGCGUAGUAUGGGCAUGCUAGGCUGAUGAAUAAUACACUCUUCAUCUGCCAACAACUGCUUUGGACGAUUGCAUAUAGAUAUAGCAAUAACAAGAAGCACCCUGUUUUGGGUUGCUGAGUUGAAGGUGAAGCCAGAUGUUUUGAGCAAGACGUUGCAAGUUCAGAACACAUGGUUGAGGCAUAUGGAACAAUCUGCAGUAAUAUGCAGUAACUUUAGGCGGUUUAAGUGAUGAUAAUGUUACGGUGCUCUUUGUUUA